Molecule: messenger RNA, 1756 nt
Organism: Oxyura jamaicensis (ruddy duck)
Lineage: Eukaryota; Metazoa; Chordata; Aves; Anseriformes; Anatidae
Gene: NSUN6
Product: NOP2/Sun RNA methyltransferase 6
Exons: 13
Coding region: 327-1736 (469 amino acids)
Biological process (GO): RNA methylation
Molecular function (GO): RNA binding; methyltransferase activity
Source: RefSeq, a predicted model, not a curated record
CGUUGCCAUGUGCCUGGUUGCCAUGGCGACAGCCGCGCCGCCGCCGCCCUGAGGAGCUCCCGCCAAUCCGCGGCGGCCGCAGGGGCGGGACUUCCUGCGGCACUGGCGCGGCGGCAGAUUUAUUACUACAGAGAAAAAUUACAAGGAAGUAAAAGGUGCUUUGGUGCUGAGCUACAAUAGCUGGACUUCUACUUCAUAGCUGGACUUUGCAGAAGGAAUUAAAGCAGCAUCUAGAAACAUCCUGUAUCUUCUAACCAUGUAAUCAUUCACCAGACAGCUUGAAGAUUUUCCAAUCUCUGCCAGGAGAAUUUAAACAUUAAAGGAAGAUGUCUUUUUUCCCCAAAAUAUCUUUCCAUCGUGAAGUUGAAGAGUAUCUCACUAAAGUGUUCAGAAAUAACGAGCUUAUAACUGCUUUAGGUGCAAAGGAAGCAGAGAGUAAAUAUCAAUGUCUGUUAAGUCAUCUAUCUCAUCCACCAGCUUUCACAACUGUUAGAGUCAAUACCCACUUGGCCUCGGUGAAACACGUGAAAAAAAUGCUGUUUGAAGAGAUCCGGAAGCAAUUUAAAGGAAUGUGUGUUCCAGUUCUUGAGCACCCAGAACUCCAGGACAUCUUAAUAAUUCCUGCCAUUGGACCCAGGCGGGAUUUAAAAAAACAUGAAUCUGAAGUCAUUGUUGGAGCACAGUGUGGGUAUGCAGUACUUCGAGGAGCACAUGUUUAUGUUCCUGGAAUCAUAUCUACCUCAAGAUUUAUGAAAGCUGGAGAUCUGGUCUCAGUGUAUUCAGACAUUGAAGGGAAAUGUAAAAGAGGAGCCAAAGACUUUGAAGGAGUCAAGGUUUUCCUUGGAAAUGGGGUUUCAGAACUGAGUCGCAGUGAAAUCUUCAGUUCGCGUGGCCCAAUGAAUGGGAUGGGCAUCAGAAUGAUAGAGCCAGUCUACCUCAGUCCAUCCUUUGACAAUGUGCUCCCUAGUCAUUUGUUUUUACAGAACUUGCCUUCAGUGGUUGUGAGCCAUGUUUUAAACCCUCAACCAGGAGAGAGAAUUUUGGACAUGUGUGCUGCACCUGGAGGCAAAACAACCCAUCUUGCAACAUUAAUGCAUGAUCAGGGUGAAGUAAUAGCAAUGGACAAGAUAGCUAACAAGGUCAAAAAAAUUAAGCAGAAUGCUGAAUUGCUACAGUUGAAUUGUAUUAAGGCAUUUUGCUAUGAUGGAACAAAGGCACUUUCAGUUGAGAAGAGAGAGGAUGAACAAGAAGGACCUCCAUUCUUACCAGAGUCAUUUGAUCGGAUUCUUCUUGAUGCUCCGUGUAGUGGGAUGGGGCAGAGACCAAACAUGUCUUAUUCCUCAACGUUAAAGGAAGUGAUGUCUUAUCAGCCGCUGCAACGCAAGCUUUUCACUGUGGCAGUGAAAUUGCUGAAGCCAGGAGGUGUUCUUGUGUAUAGUACAUGUACGAUUACACUUUCUGAAAAUGAGGAGCAAGUUGCGUGGGCCCUAGAAACUUUUCCAUGUCUCCAGCUUCAGCGACAGGAACCUCAUAUCGGAGGAGAAGGCAUGAGGGGAGCUGGACUGGCCCUUGAUCAGCUGAAGCUGCUGCAGAGAUUUGAUCCAGCCAUUGUGACCAUACAAGGAAUGGAUAUUAAAGCCUUGCAAGAUUCCCGGGAAGAUGAUUUGAUUUCACUGGCAAAUAAGGACUGUAUAGGAUUUUUUAUUGCAAAAUUUAUUAAAUUGAACGGUAAAUAAGCAUGCAGCAAUACAACCUG